GGUCCGUUUGUUUAAUUCAAGAAGGCGGUUUGUUUGGAACUUUUAGUUUGCUGGAAUAGCGUGACAGAACCUAUAUGUGUUUACAUUGGAUGUCUCUUUAUUUCUUUAGCAGAGUAAGAAGUCGAAUACGGUUCGGAGAAAGAUGGAGAACCUUAUGAAACAUUCGUUGAGUCAGCUUGUUCGACGAAUACCGACCAAAGUUCUAAAAGUGACGCUGGAGAAGUGGGGCCGUUUGACCUCGGUACAGCUGCAAAACAUCGAUUUCACUCUAUCAAAAUGGGCAUUGACGGACGAACUAAUCACCCUUUGUGAGGAAAACGGAUGCAAUGUUCGUCAUAUAGCAGAGUUAGAGAUGAUAUAUGUCAUUGACAAUCCAAACCAGGGGAUGUGGUGUGCGUUCCAACUCAUGGACCCUGAGUCUGAUGCUGCAGCUGUUGAGUUGAUGCAGUUCAAGGAACAAUUCAAAUGUCACCUCAGUGAGCUUGUAAGAAAUGUGUCUAUCAAGAUGAAGAAGAAUACAGAUGAAGCGGUUUGGAUACGCAUUGCAUGGGAGGACAACUUCUCUCGACCAAACAACAUGAGACCAACUUAUGUCGUUCACUAUCUUCAAACUCCUUACGUGUUUGUGACUAGACUGACGUCCAAGCAAAAGCCCCUGUUGUCCCAGGCUCUGAUUAUAGCCACCCGACAUCAGUCUAUUAAGGAUGCUAACCUCAGUGGACGAAAACUCUCAGCAAUUCGGGACCUGCUUAUGCGGCAGUAUGAACAGGUGUUCCCUACAAUGUAUCCCAGCCCUCUUGUAGAAAAGAAUCAAAUAGCCUCACACCCCCACAUAGAGAAAGAACAAGCUAAGACAGAAAUAAACCGACGUCAGAUGGCAUGUGAGGCGUUUGGUGGUGGCAGGUUACCACAGCUAGAAUCUGUAGUUUACAAGAUGGAGACAAAGUACAAAGGCCCAACAAACCAGAGGAUUGCAGAACGAGAGACACCGUUUAAGUGCGUCAUCAAGUUUUCAAGCACAAAUCUGUUGGAGUCAUUCCGGCACGGCGCUUCUUCAGGAAUUGUUUCCACUCCUGUAUCAGUUCUGCUUUCAUCCAUCCCCCGAAAAGGAAGGAAUUGUUUUGUCGUCACAGACAAAGUCACUGGACAAUCUGUUAACUGACAUUUUUUAUACUUUUUAUUAUUUUUAUUUUGUAAUAAUUCCUAAAUUUUAAGAUGCCAUGGUCUGUGGAGUUUUACUGUGAUUUUUUUCUUUAAAUAAAAUGCAGCUCAGUGCCUAGUG
Syngnathus typhle (broad-nosed pipefish) is the source of this 1282-nucleotide messenger RNA. RefSeq names its product centromere protein N (gene cenpn). The transcript has 10 exons. Gene Ontology annotation, biological process: chromosome segregation; CENP-A containing chromatin assembly. The record is from RefSeq and is a predicted model, not a curated record. Bases 143 to 1162 code for a protein of 339 amino acids. NCBI's taxonomy places the organism in Eukaryota, Metazoa, Chordata, Actinopteri, Syngnathiformes, Syngnathidae.